AUGGCGGUGGUUUUAGUUGACGAAGGUCACGACAGGCGGGACAUUAUCAUUCGAAAACGUUGCGAAACGUUGGAGCGCAUAGCUGAAACCAGGUCGUACGAUGCCAUUCAUGUUUGGGAUGGGGACGGUCAUCACCUCGAGUUGUGGCAGAGAAAACCUAGCACUGGUGCCCUCACCAAUGAGAAGGUAUCGGUUAUGGAUUUCUAUGCGCAUCACAUGAUGAUAAAAUCCACGUCUAUCAACCACGUCGCGAGAUGCCGCCAACUAUUUCACCAGUUUAUCGUAAACAUGUACGCUAAGACUGAGAACGAAUGA
This is a messenger RNA of Cylicostephanus goldi, 315 nucleotides long. NCBI's taxonomy places the organism in Eukaryota, Metazoa, Nematoda, Chromadorea, Rhabditida, Strongylidae. The record is from the annotation of a GenBank genome assembly.